CAACAUCCAGCAGCCCACGCCGGUUUCUAGGCAACGUAAAUAAAUCCUGCAGUUUACCAAAAAGCGCCGCCACAUAACGUUCAGUCGGAUUCGUUGUUGCUUGGAGACGAGUGAUUAGUUUUAAAGCCCGAGUUAGCGUACGUCGACGCUAACCGCAGCUUUACUGCAGCCAAGACAAUACGAAAAGGAACCGUGGUGGCACCGCUGCGUGCUCUCGCCUGUCCCCCAGUCCUUCGGCGCAACGUGCUGCUAAUGAACAACCGAUAGCGUGCCGCUAUCGGCUCCGUCCAAACGGCCACAUGGGGCUUCUUGACAAGCUUGCGGGAUGGCUCGGCCUGAAAAAGAAGGACGUAAACGUGCUGUGCUUGGGUCUGGACAACAGCGGGAAAACCAGCAUCAUCAACCAACUAAAGCCGUCCAAUGCACAGGCCCAGGACAUCGUCCCCACCAUUGGCUUUAACAUAGAGAAGUUCAAGACAUCAAGUCUGUCAUUCACAGUCUUUGACAUGUCAGGCCAGGGUAGAUACAGAAAUCUAUGGGAGCACUAUUACAAGGAGGGUCAGGCCAUCAUAUUUGUAAUUGACAGCAGUGAUAAGUUGAGAAUGGUGGUGGCCAAAGAAGAGCUGGACACCCUCCUUAACCAUCCUGAUAUCAAGCACAGGAGAAUUCCCAUCCUCUUCUUUGCUAAUAAGAUGGACCUGAGAGAUGCGCUGUCCUCGGUGAAGGUAUCUCAGCUGCUCUGCCUAGAGAACAUCAAGGACAAGCCCUGGCACAUCUGCGCUAGUAACGCUGUCCAGGGGGAAGGCCUGCAAGAGGGAGUCGACUGGCUACAAGAUCAAAUCAAGACAAUGAGAACGUGAAGCACUCCUAGCAAAAGGAGGAGAAGCGCCACCGCUCACGGCCAUGACAGCGUCGACGUCACGGCCGCCAGCACGAGCUCAACCCCUCCUGCCCCCGCAGCCGUCAAAUUAAGCCUGACCUAUGACCUUCAACAUGUGGGCGUAAUGGACCGUCUGUAGCAACCUGCGCGCAAAAGCUCAGGCUUUGGUAGUGUAAGAUGCCGAGGCCCUUACACCUCAUGUCUUUUGUGCCAUCUUAGAUGGUCUGCCUUUAUAAUAGGCACCCAGAAAGGUCAGACUUUCUAGUUUUGCUAGCGGCUCUCAAAAUGUAAUGAAUUUGCAACUGCUUUUAUGCCUCAGCCAAAAAGCACACUCCCCGUAAUAUCAACUCAUUUGGCUGCCAGACAAGAAACUAAUCAAAAACUCAUCAAAAUAAGGCAAACUCGUGUCCUUCGUCUAGUCUGGCAUUCUUUUUCCAGACUCUGGCGUCACACUGCCCGGUGUGGUGUUCGGUGGUGUUGGCACGUGCUGGAGCACAAAAAACAUGAAUGUGUGCAGGGCAGCAGGGAGCCAGCAGAGAAUGUGUGUGGUUGCUCAGGGGAGCAAAAUGUUCAUCACAUCCCCACAGGAAACAUUUUCCUUCUGUUUUUUCCCUUUGUUUUCAUUUGUGUGAACAAGGAUUUAGAAAAGGUCUGAUUGUGCUACUGUGUUUACAGCUGAGAUUAGUUCUAGUGUAUUUACAGUACAUAUAUAAAAAAAUAUAUAUAUAUAAUAUAUAUAUAUAU
This is a messenger RNA of Electrophorus electricus (electric eel), 1624 nucleotides long. RefSeq names its product ARF like GTPase 6 (gene arl6). The record is from RefSeq and is a predicted model, not a curated record. NCBI's taxonomy places the organism in Eukaryota, Metazoa, Chordata, Actinopteri, Gymnotiformes, Gymnotidae. Gene Ontology annotation, molecular function: GTPase activity; GTP binding.